Molecule: messenger RNA, 4424 nt
Organism: Melospiza georgiana
Lineage: Eukaryota; Metazoa; Chordata; Aves; Passeriformes; Passerellidae
Gene: F13A1
Product: coagulation factor XIII A chain
Exons: 15
Coding region: 416-2623 (735 amino acids)
Biological process (GO): peptide cross-linking; blood coagulation, fibrin clot formation
Molecular function (GO): protein-glutamine gamma-glutamyltransferase activity
Source: RefSeq, a predicted model, not a curated record
UUGAGUUAUGUCUGACAGAGGAGGUGUCACAGUGUCUCCAGUUGCCUUAAAGCUCGAUGAAACUGAAGAAAGUCAACACGAAGCUAAAAAGCUCCCACAAGGUGCAGCCCCAGACCUGUCCAGUGAUGCACAUUUCAGCAUGGGCAAGAGCUGAAGGUCAUUUGACCCAAAUAUAGCUGUGUGGUACAAAACACCUUCAUUGUCCUGGACAGCACAAGGUCUCUAGAAAAAGCUGGACUGCCAAUGAACUCUCCAGUUCAUGUGUCCUACAGCCCUCUGAAAGGACUGCUGUGAGGACCUAGCAGGGAUACCAUCACUGUGUCUGCCUGGGAGGACUCCUGAAAACCAGCACCUGAAGCUGCAUCACAGGCUCCCUGAGGCAGAGACACCACCAAAGUCUGGCAAGGGGCAGAGGAUGUCUGAAACAACGAGCACCAACGAGGAGAAUAAACUUCCUUUGAAUGGGAGAAGAGCCAUCCCACCAAACUACUCCAAUGAUGAAGAAAAUGAGGUUCCUGAGAUGGAAGCUUUUGGAGUGAUACCCAGAGGAUUUAAUCCCAGAGAUUACCUGCGUGUUGUGGAUAUUUAUAUGUUCAAGGAGCCUCAGGAGAUCAACAAGCAGGAGCACCACACUGACAAGUACUACAACCCCAAGCUGAUUGUGCGUCGGGGACAGGCUUUCCAAAUCCAGAUUGACUUCAACCGACCCUACCAGCCACAGUCAGACCAAUUCUGGCUGGAGUUUUUGAUGGGUCGCUACCCACAGCAAAACAAAGGCACCUACAUCCCAAUCCCAGUAGGCGGUGCACUAAAACCUGGUCAGUGGGGAGCGAAGGUUAUCCACAGGGAAAACAACUCCAUUCGGCUGUCCAUCAUGUCCUCUGCCACCUGCAUCAUCGGCAAGUUUCGCUUGUAUGUUGCUGUCUUGACUCCCUAUGGCAUCCUUCGGACACGCAGGAAUUCAGCGACCGACACCUACAUCUUGUUCAAUCCCUGGUGCCAGCUGGAUGCUGUGUACCUGGAUGAUGAGAAAGAAAGGGAAGAAUAUGUCCUGAAUGAUGUUGGUAUUGUAUUCCAUGGAAACGCUGAAGAUAUAAAAUCAAGAAGCUGGAGUUACGGGCAGUUUGAAGAAAACGUUCUGGAUGCUUGCCUGUUCCUGAUGGACAAGGCAGAACUGGAGCUCUCUGGUCGUGGAAACCCAAUCAAAAUCUGCCGUGUUGCCUCAGCAGUGAUUAACUCCAGGGAUGAUGAUGGUGUGAUUGCUGGAUCCUGGAACAAUUCGUAUGAUUAUGGUGUUGCACCUUCAGCCUGGACAGGAAGUGUGGACAUUCUCUUGGAGUACUACAGUUCUAAGCAACCUGUCCGAUAUGGCCAGUGCUGGGUUUUUGCUGGUGUCUUCAACACAUUUCUGAGAUGCUUGGGGAUACCUGCAAGACUCAUUACCAACUAUUCUUCUGCCCAUGAUAACAAUGCCAAUUUACGGAUGGACUUCUUUCUGGAUGAUGACGGAAAAGUGGACACCAGACUUACAAAAGAUUCUGUGUGGAAUUAUCAUUGCUGGAACGAAGCUUGGAUGACCAGACCUGACCUUCCUGUUGGCUUUGGAGGAUGGCAGGUUGUUGAUGGGACACCUCAAGAAACCAGUGAUGGUAUGUACAGGUGUGGUCCAGCCUCAGUUCAAGCCAUUAAACAUGGUCACGUUUGCUUCCAAUUUGAUGCUCCUUUUGUCUAUGCUGAGGUGAAUAGUGACAUUUUCUACACAAGAAUGGAGAAAAAUGGAACCCAAGUGGUAGAAAACAUUGACACAAGCCGUAUUGGGCAGUUGAUUGUGACCAAGGAAGUUGGAGGUGAUGGAAUGAUGGACAUUACUGAGGAGUACAAGUUCCGAGAAGGCUCAGAUGAGGAGAGGCUGGCUCUUGAGACUGCUGUGAUGUAUGGUGUUAAAAAGCAAAGUAUCCAAGACACCACAUACCAGCCACAGACAGAUGUUGACAUGGACUUCCAAGCGCAAAAGGCAGUCCUUGGCAACGACUUCAAAGUCACUAUAACUUUCAGGAACAAGAGUCGCAACACCUACACUGCAACUACCUACUUUUCGGGCAACAUAGUGUUUUAUACAGGAGUCCCAAAAAGUGAAUUCAAGAAACACUCUUUCAGUGCAAAACUGGAACCCUCUUCAUCCAGCUCUUUUGACGUUGUGAUCAAAUCGAGCGAGUACAUGCGCGACUUGCUGGAGCAAGCCUCCUUUCAUUUCUUUGUGACUGCGCGGAUCAAUGAGACGGGGAAGAUUCUGGCCGUGCAGAAGGCGGUAAUGCUGGAAAUUCCCACCCUGCGGAUCAAGACCAAAGGUGAACUAGUAGCUGGUAAAGAAAUGUCUGUGAUUGUGGAAUUCACCAAUCCUCUGAAACAAACCCUGGAGAACGUCACACUCCGCCUCGAGGGACCUGGCAUGCUGAGAACAAUAAAAAAGCAGUUCGGGAGAAUCCCGAUGAACUCUACAUUGACCUGGGAGGUAAAAUUUACCCCAAUGCGAGCAGGUUUACGGAAGCUGAUUGCAAGCCUGAAUUCUGAUGCUUUGAGGCAUGUGUAUGGUGAGCUGAAUGUCCAGAUUCAGAAACCAUGAACCAAGGUGCUGCCUUCUUCUAUCAUUUAGCUAUAUUUAAAAAUAUCAUGGUAAGAGGUGGCUGAUGGAGAGUUAUAAAUCUGCUUAUUGUUAUUUUGGUCAUCCUUCUGCUGAAAAAAAUUGAUAAAGCAAACUAAUUGGUAUGACUGAGGAGAGUAUAAAAGAGCACCUGGAUGCUGAAUGAUUUAAAAUUAGCUAUAUGUAAUUAAAGGCAAUUCUAGGUCAUAUUAUUUCUGUAGCUCACUUGUAUUUAUGGUCUUUUGCAUUAGUGCUGCAAGGGAAUUUGAAAAGCUCCAUUCGCCAGAGUAAUCUGAACUUUAGUUUUAAUUAAGGCCUGGUAUUUCACUGAAAAGGGAAAGAAAAAAAUAAAGAACCCAGUGUUAUAAAUUCUUAGACUGAAUUACACAAUGUUAUGGUAGAUCAUUCGGGCUGCAAUAGGAACAGGUAUUUCUAGCUUAAAGGGUCUGCUUUAUCCUACAAAUUAAUAAUGUUCUGGUUAGUGGAGAGCUCACUUUGCUGGAAGCAUCUCUCCAGAUGUUUUAUCUCCAGAAUAUUCUCAGCCUCUUGUUUUGUCUUGCAACUUCCCUGUGCUUUUUUUCCUACUCUCUCAUGUGUGCAGGCACUCACACAGACUCACUUCAUACCCUCAUCAGACCCUGUAUUUAGUUGGUGUGCUGUUCCUCUACUUUGCUGGGUGAAAAUCCAGAGUUUUUCUGCCUCUGCUCAGAGUUUAUCACACAAAACCUGCACUUUCUGGUCAUAUCUCUUGCGUAAGACAUGUUUCUCUGCCUUUUUUUCUCUUCUGAACCCAGCCUGUACACCCUUCUCCCACAUGAGUGUGUCAGGAGUGUUUGCUGUCCCAGAGCAGUCCAGGCUGGCAAAUGGGGUGAAGGAAAGAGGAGUGGAGCAGGGAGCCUGAGGCUCUUCUCCUGCCAGUGCCACAGCCUAGCCAGUGUCCUGCACUGGAGCUGGGGGUGACUUUAAACUACAAAUAUGGGUAUGAAUUUAGAUUAAACAGUGCCUGAAAGUUCCCAAGAAUCAUAGCUAAAGCAGAAUGAAGACCUGUUACAUGAGUAACCCCAGGAAUACAGAGGGACAGAAUCUCAUCUGGGAAAGGAAUAAAGAUGUAUCCUGAGAGUCAGAAAAUUACACAAGCCCCAGCGACUCCUCCCCUCUGGCCACAGUAUGUAUGUAGGAGCUGAUCAGGUAUUAACAGCACAGGGGAGCUGGCUGAGUUUCUAAAGUUAAAAGGAACACAUUUCUCAUUAAACCCUGGGGCUUUACUGGAUGGCCAUGCCAUUUGUGGUCUCAGUGAAAAGCAAGGGAGACGCCUUCCUUCCCUUCUGCUCCUCUUGUCGCUGCACAUUGCCCAUGGUACUUCUGCAAGACCUGUAACCAGCUGUGAAAGUCUUGAGGGAAGAGAAAUGCAGCUCUUUUUACUAAAGUGUGGGAACAAAGCAAAAAUUCAUACCACCUGAUAUAGUCUGGGACUACCCCAGAAUCCAGGAAAACCAGAUUUUUGGGGGCUUUCGCUUCAGGAAUGGACACACCUUCAUUUUAUACAGCCUAUGUGACCACAUCAGAAACUUUGCCAUGUCAAAGUCUUGUGGGGUAGAAGAGACUGAACAAUAUAUUGUCAGUGCAAGGUGACAAUCUCUGCUAGAUAAUUAAGCAGUCUUACCAAGCUCUACAUCUUCUAAUAAAAUAAUCCAUUUUGUGCUCUUGCAUAUAAACCUGCUUUCUAUUCCAGGCAUUUUAUAAAUACAGUGUAAUAAGAAUUCAAAAUAAAGUGUGUCUGAUU